AUGACCGGAAAGCAGCAGGACGAAGAACACGAGGGCGCCUCCGUCGGCGAGCAACUCAUCGAAGCCUGCCGUCGCAACAACACCGACCUUCUCUCUGAGAUCCUCUCCGACAAGUCCGACGAAGAGAUCUCCUCGCUGCUGAACGACACCACGACAGUAAUGGGCAACCACCUAUACCACGAAGCCGCUUUGCGGGGUAACUACGAGAUAAUCGACAUGCUUCUGGACCAGCCCGGGUUCGAGUGCGAUCCCGUUAACCGAAUCGAGGGCGACACGCCCUUACACUCGGCGAUCCGGUGGAUCAACAGCGAACCCGAGGCGCAGCGCGAGUUCGGCAACGCUUUGGUGGACAUGAUGCUGGAGGCCGGGUCGAACCCGCGGGUCAAGAACAAGGGCGGGCUGACGGCGCUGCAGCUGGUGGAUCCAAGGAACAAGGAGCUGAGGGAGCUGAUACAGAAGCACGAAUAUGCGCUGCUGAACGCGGGCGAUUUUGUGAAUGUGGAGGAUGUUAGCAAGCCACAGCAGGCGGUUUUGGAUGUGGAGGAUGAUGACGAUGAUGCGGAGUUUAGUGGGAGUGAUGAUGAGGAAAGAGCGGAGUGGGAAAGGAGGAGGGCGGCGAGGAAGUGA
Molecule: messenger RNA, 627 nt
Organism: Sordaria macrospora k-hell
Lineage: Eukaryota; Fungi; Ascomycota; Sordariomycetes; Sordariales; Sordariaceae
Molecular function (GO): protein binding
Source: RefSeq, a predicted model, not a curated record